This is a messenger RNA of Lutzomyia longipalpis, 1004 nucleotides long. Its product is annotated as UPF0764 protein C16orf89-like. The record is from RefSeq and is a predicted model, not a curated record. Bases 1 to 921 code for a protein of 306 amino acids. NCBI's taxonomy places the organism in Eukaryota, Metazoa, Arthropoda, Insecta, Diptera, Psychodidae. The transcript is spliced from 2 exons. Gene Ontology annotation, cellular component: membrane; cytosol.
AUGCGUCAGAGCAAUGAGAAGUACAGAAAAGUCUCCACCGCAGUAACUUCCCAGCCGUCAAUCACGAUGAACUUCACCCUUCUUUUGCUCGCAUUUUUCCUAAAUCCUCUGCAAAUUUCUCCUGGUUCUCCCGCUGAAGAUGUUCAGCACAAAUUGAUGCACCUACUGGACUUUUCUCUCGCUAAUCCGGAAAUUCUCACGCCUAAUGCAUUUUUUGGAAUUAAUUUUGCCGACGCAAUUACUCCCCAAAGAGUUGUAAAGGAAAAAAUUCAAAAAGUACGAAAAGUUUUUGAGGAAAUCUCUCGGAAAAAUGGAUGGGAAGUCUUUGACUUUGCUGUGGAUCCAACAUUUUGGAGGAAAAACUCAGCCAAGAGGAGGGAAAAGCUCCCAGCUGAACGAUUAAAUGUCUCCGAAGAAGUUUAUGAGAAUCUCUUAAAUAUUGGGAGUCCGGAUGAAGAACAAUCAGAUGAAUGCCUGAGGAAACUUUCUCGCGGGAAGUGUUCAGUGUCAAGGAAAUGUUGGAAGGUGAUGUCACCGAAUGAGGAAGCUUUUGGGUAUCAUCAGACGCACAAACUCCUCUUCUACAUGGUUCUCUCACGACAGAGAGGCUGCAAUUUCAACCCUUUCAACACACAAAAAAUCAUCCGAAAGCUCUGCACUAAGAUCCUCACUGAAGUCCUCACAAUUGCCCAUCAAGGCUUCCCUGAGAAUUUUAGAGAUUUAGCAAUGGAGCAAAUUUUUCUCUGCUCAUUUGAGGACUUUCCGGACUUCCUAAAACCCCGUUGGAUUGCAGAAAUCUCUUCCUGGCAGGAUGAAUCUGGAUGUUUUACCCUAUGUGAGUCUUCCCGAAAGUGCUGUUCCUGUUCAGAUCACAUGACAGGCGUAGGAGCUGCUCUUCUGGCCACAUUUUCCUCAAGUUAAAAAUGAAAAAAAAAUGCUUUAGGUGUAUUCUAGAAAAUUUGUAUAUUGUAGAGCAAAAAAAAAUCCCAUUGUGUUAAUGCAAA